UUCUACAGCAAACUACUGUUGUUCUAUUACUGGCGCUUGGUCGGCCAAUCGGCAUCAGCUGCCUUUCACUUCCUGGUUUCCGGGUGUACUAAUAUGGCGGCGACAGUCCAGAAACGUGUAUUACGGGUGUUGGCUCUGCACGGCUACCGGCAAAACGAACGGAGUUUUUGGGAGAGAACAGGAGCGCUACGCAAAAGACUUCGGGGCCGCGCAGAACUGAUAACUUUCAAUGCCCCAUUAGUGGUACCCGAUCCUGAUGCUGAGCCCAGUGAAGGAGACCCAGAUUCCUCACAGGAUGAAUCCAGAGGCUGGUGGUUCUCAAAUCCAGAACAAAAUAGCUUUGAUGCCAUUGAAGAAAGCAACACUUGCUCAGGGCUAGACAAGUCUCUGGAUGAAGUGGCUAAGGUGUUUUCUGAACUUGGGCCCUUCGAUGGCAUUUUGGGAUUCAGCCAAGGAGCUGCCCUGGUGGCCAUCAUUUGUGCUUUAAAGCAACAAGGAGAUCCCAGAUUCCAUUUCAACUUUGCUAUUUUGGUGGCAGGUUUUAAAAGCCGAUCAUCUGACCACACAAAGCAUUAUCAGCAGCCGAUCACCGUUCCCUCAUUGCAUGUCAUUGGUGAGACAGACCGUGUCAUAUCUGCUGACAUGAGCCGGGAACUGGUUUCCCAUUUUGAGAAUCCUGUUAUAUUGAUACAUCCUGGAGGACAUUAUGUUCCGGCUUGUGCCCCUCAAAAAAAAGUGUAUUGGGAGUUUUUGGAUAAAUUCCUUAGUUAGCGUGCUGAUAGAGGGCAAGAGGAACCCUUACAUUUCGUAAUAAUUAUUUCCUAAUCAAAGUAAAAAUUACUACAACCAUGUAUAUAAUGAUAUGUGCUGCUUUAAUUGUGUCAAUGAAUUGAAUAUAUGUAUUAUGUGCCAGGAAAGAGUGACUAAAAUGUAAAUUUCAAAACUGCUCAGAUGAGCACUGUGAGCAAUUUUACUUUGUUACAUGGGUGGUUAUAUAUCCCCUUUACUGGUAAAACUUUUGAGUUUGCUUUAGAAACACAAUUAUAGUUUAUAUAAACAAGCUGCUGUGUAGUCAUGGGGGCAGCUAUUGAAGCACAGAAGAGUGGGUAACAGAUCUGAAGAAUGCCAUUGUAUACUACUUUUGUGUUAUCUUCUGAGUAUCCUGUGCCUGUUCUCCUUUUUCAGCUUGAUUGGCUGCCCUCAUGGCUACACAGCAACUUGUUUAUAUAAACUAUAUUAGUGUUUCUGAAGCAAACUCACCCGUUUAACCAGUGCAGAGCAUUAUAUUUCCAUUACUCCGUUACUGUUCCUUUAACUACUCAUAGGCACAAUUUUCAAGGACAUGGGGGAGUCGGAAACCAGUAUCAAAAUAAUCGCUUUGGACAGCCCUAAAUAAAGAGCUUAUUUAUUAAUUCA
Molecule: messenger RNA, 1416 nt
Organism: Xenopus laevis (African clawed frog)
Lineage: Eukaryota; Metazoa; Chordata; Amphibia; Anura; Pipidae
Gene: ovca2.L
Product: OVCA2, serine hydrolase domain containing L homeolog
Exons: 2
Source: RefSeq, a predicted model, not a curated record